Molecule: messenger RNA, 237 nt
Organism: Schistosoma turkestanicum
Lineage: Eukaryota; Metazoa; Platyhelminthes; Trematoda; Strigeidida; Schistosomatidae
Source: the annotation of a GenBank genome assembly
AUGGCAGAUAUUGUUAAGUCUAAUAUGCCUGAAGGAAUGAAAGCAUUCGCUAAAGCUGUAAUUGUUGAAGCUUUCCAUAAAUCUACUGACAAUAAUGAAAGAGUUGAUCAUAUUCUAAAGGAUGAUGUUCUUCGUCUGAUCGAUUUUAAACCGCAUGAAGAAUAUUAUUGGAUUGCGAUUGUGUUAGAUCGUGUGAUUACAUUCUUAGCAGAUAAUCGCCUUGAAAUACCAAUUUAA